GCCACAGGCAUCUGUUAGUGUGGAUAUACAUUGACGUUAACAACAAAAUUAGAAAUCGGUAUCUUCAUUUUUCUUAUACUCAGAAGGUGAUGAUUAUCAGCCUACUUGUUUUUCGUGCGUAAAAAUGUCAGAUCGGGUGUCUUUCGAAAAAUCAUAGAAAACGCGGAAUUUGAGAUUUUUAUUAUGUUGAAGGUUGCACAUUUUUGAGUUCUUAAUAUGUAUCGUAUGGCGUAUGGCCAAGAUACAUCGAGAUUCAUAUCCAGAUGAUGAAAACAGGGGGUAGCUAUUUUCUUAAAAUGGCAGAGAUGGAUUUAAAAACAGCCACAUCAACGAUGGAAGCAUUGGUUCGUAUCAGUUCUAACAUGAAGAGCCUGGAGAGUGAGCUGCAUUGUCCUGUGUGUAAGGACAUUGUCAAACAGCCCGUGGUCCUGCCAUGCCAGCACAGUGUCUGCCUCAUGUGUGCCUCGGAGGUCUUAGUCGCAAACGGCUACCCGCUUCCAGAUCUUCCACCCGAGCCAAACUCCCCAGCCUCCACACCCAACACCCGCUCACCCCGCCAGGCCCGCAGGCCUACACCUAAAGCUGAGCAGCGACCUAUUGACCGUGUGCUGCGGGCAGGUCCCCACCCGCCUUCGCCAUCUAUGCCCCGGUCUCCGGGAUAUGGGACGUAUCCAGGGCGACGCCGUAAGGAGGGCCCACCCCUGGUGAUGAUGUUCCCCUGUGUCCCCUGCGGCCGAGAUGUGGAGCUGGGAGAGAAGGGCCUUACUGACUGUCUGCGCAACCUCACCCUGGAGCGUAUAGUGGAGAGGUACAGACACACAGUGAGUCUGGGCAGUGUGGCUGUGAUGUGCCAGUUCUGUAAGCCUCCUCAAGCUCUUGAGGCCACUAAGGGCUGCGCUGACUGCAGAGCCAAUUUCUGUAAUGAGUGUUUCAAGCUCUAUCACCCGUGGGGGACGCCACGGGCACAACAUGAACAUAUCCAGCCAACACUGAACUUCAGACCAAAGGUUCUGACCUGUCCGGAGCAUGACCAGGAGAAACUGCAGUUCUACUGUAGGUCCUGCCAGCGUCUCCUCUGCCCUCUUUGCAAACUGCGCCGCAUCCACACCGGACACAAAAUCCUGCCAGUGGCCCACGCAUACCAAGCCCUGAAGGAGAAGAUUACAAAGGAGAUGAACUACAUUCUGUCCAACCAGGACACAGUUCUGGGACAGAUUACCCAGCUGGAGAGUUCCAUCACUCAGACUGAGGUAAACAGCGUGGCAGCCAGAGAGCAGCUGGCUCAGAGCAUCAGGGAUCUGACGGCUGCUCUGGCCGAACGCCAUGCUUCGCUCACCCAGGCUCUGGAGUCGACGCGGCAGAAACGAGGCGAGGCGUUGGCUUCUCAAGUGGCGGAGAGACGGAGCUUGAUGGAACACGCAGGGCUCAUGGCGUUCACCCAGGAGCUGUUGAAAGAAACAGACCAGCCUUGUUUUGUGCAGGCUGCUCGCCAGACUCAUAACAGGUUGAGCAAAGGAAUUGACAAUCUGCAGCAUUUCACUCUGGCUGCGGAUCCAUCCUUCAGACACUUCCAGCUCGAUGUCUCCAAAGAACUCAAACUCCUGACUGAGUUGAACUUCAUCCAGGCUCCUUUGGCUCCAGUGAUUGAUACCCAGCGUACUCUGGCCUACGACCAGCUCUUCCUGUGCUGGCGACUGCCCCAGGACUCUGCAUCCGCCUGGCACUUCUCCGUCGAGUAUCGCCGUCGGGGUGUGGUACCAGGGGGAGCGUCUAGAGGUGGGAUCAGAGGUGGAUUGGCCGCUGCCCGCUGGGGUUGGCAGCGACUGGAUGAAGUGAGUGGGAGCAGCGCUGUGAUCGACAGGUUGGAGAUGGACAGUGUGUACGUGCUGCGGGUGAGAGGCUGCAACAAGGCGGGCUACGGGGAGUACAGUGAGGAGGUGUACCUCCACACCCCGCCUGCACCAGUGCUCAACUUCUACCUGGACUCUCGCUGGGGUCUCCAUGCCGACCGGCUGGUGGUCAGUAAAGAGCAGCGUGGUGCUCGCAGCGUCCCCGGUCUCUCUCUGCUGCAGGCCGCAGACCAUGCCCUCACUUCGUGUCACCUGACCUCUGACCUCCUGGUAGGAGACGUGGCUAUUACACAAGGACGACACUAUUGGGCAUGCUCAGUGGAGCCUGGAUCUUACUUGGUGAAGGUGGGAGUUGGUCUUGAAUCCAAACUACAGGAAUGGUUUCACCUUCCACAAGACAUGGCCAGUCCCCGCUAUGACCCAGACAGCGGUCAUGACAGCGGGGCAGAGGAUGCCUUGGACUCUGCUCCGCCAUUCUGCUUCCUCACUAUGGGGAUGGGUAAGAUCUACUUGCCACAGCACAGCUACCACCACCACAGUCACCACGGGAACAGUAACCGAGACCCCAUCAGCAAUGGCCCCUCCUCACCCACAGGUCUUACCUACCCGCUGCCGCCCCGGCUCGGGGUGUGCCUUGACUUUGAGAAGGGUCGCGUCACCUUCUAUGAUGCCCACUCUCUGCGACCUUUGUGGGAAGGUCAUGUAGAUUGCUCUGGCCCCGUGUGUCCGGCUUUCUGUUUCAUCGGAGGAGGGGCGCUGCAGCUGCAGGAGCUGGUAGCCAAUCGCAAUGCAGAUCAGACUCCGGUCAGAAGGGUAACGAUCCAAACCCGUGUCUCUAAUUCAAAUAACAACUGAUGGCUGAUCUGAGGUCAUAUAGUAAUUUGGAAUGUAAUUGGUAAUUGUGAAGUAUUUACUCAGCUAGAGCGAAAAGUUAGACAUCUCAGCGAUUUUGUUUUGUAUUUAAUUUUCUUUAUAUAAGAAAAUGUUUCUAUAGCAACAAAUAUGCAAUGUAAUUAAGUUUUUUACAUUUUUGUUAUAUGCAGUUUUGCAAGAAUUAUAGCUUAAGUAGUGUCUGGUACAUCCAGCACUUACAAAACCGUAUGUAAUUAUAUCUUUGAUGCUUGCACUUGUAGCCAGGCUAUAUUGCAUACAUUUAUAAAGCUAAUGUAGAUACAGCACCACCGUGUUGUCCUUCCUGUAGAAGCUUUUAUUCUGUCACUUCAUGUCCUUGAUGUUAAAAUCUUAAGCUCAUGUUUUAGAGAAAUGAACAUUAUGUGAUUGAAAAAAAAAGAGGCCUCAACUAUUUUAUUGCAUCUGCAGCUAAACUCUGUUUAACAACAAAGAUUUUUUUGCUGUCGGUGAACACUUUAUAGUCAUUCACACAUUAUUAUCCCAACCAAAGUUAUUGUUUUUCUGGGAUGUAAAUGUGGUAAAUUAGAGGUAGAGAGGAACAAUGAGGCAAUACUGUAAUUAGAAGCUCCAAUUAUACCUCUGCUGCACAGUUAAUCACUAGUUUCCACAGUUCUGUUUGUGCAUUGCUAUUUUGUAUUUCAAAUACAUGAGUCUGAUGUCUGUGUGUGUGGGUGUGUGUGUUUACUCUCCUAUGUGCAUGGGUACGUGUGUGGUUUGACUGAUAACGACAUUGCUUCAUUGGCUGACGGUAAAAAGUUGUUUUCCUCGCAAACAAUAGUUACGAUUUCUUUUAACCUUGCUUGAUUGUAAGUUAAUGAGCUUCUUAUAAAACGAUUUGCAGAUUAAAUUUAUGUAAACUUCACCU
Messenger RNA from Morone saxatilis (striped sea-bass), 3627 nucleotides. It is a transcript of the gene trim46b, whose product is annotated as tripartite motif containing 46b. Gene Ontology annotation, molecular function: protein binding; zinc ion binding. The record is from RefSeq and is a predicted model, not a curated record. The transcript has 12 exons. The coding region runs from base 264 to 2705 and encodes 813 amino acids. Lineage: Eukaryota; Metazoa; Chordata; Actinopteri; Moronidae.